Triticum dicoccoides is the source of this 2244-nucleotide messenger RNA. RefSeq names its product zinc-finger homeodomain protein 4-like. Gene Ontology annotation, molecular function: transcription cis-regulatory region binding; DNA-binding transcription factor activity. The record is from RefSeq and is a predicted model, not a curated record. The transcript is spliced from 2 exons. NCBI's taxonomy places the organism in Eukaryota, Viridiplantae, Streptophyta, Magnoliopsida, Poales, Poaceae. Gene Ontology annotation, biological process: regulation of DNA-templated transcription; regulation of developmental process. Gene Ontology annotation, cellular component: nucleus. The coding region runs from base 525 to 1625 and encodes 366 amino acids.
UCUUCUUGCUCACCCUCCCCUCCCCUCCUCUCUCUCUCUCUCCUCCUCCACUGUUCAAGCAGUGCAGUGCAGGACAAGAAGAAGAAGAAAAAACACAGAUGGUCUCUCUAUCACACACAUAAACACAUAACAUCUGUCCAUGAAGGAAGCUCCUCCUCCUCCCCCUCUGCUUAGCUAGCUCUUAGUCCUUGGUGGUGUGUGGGAGAGGAGGGGGGGAGAGAGGAGAGGUCAAAGGAAGGCUGGUCCAUACAUUAGUCCAUCCACAGAGAAAAAAACCACUCCUAGCAGCUCGCUUGCUUGCUACUAGUACUAGUAGUAGCGGUGGCGGUGUACUAGUAACUAGUAAAACUCGCAUCCAGGGGAGAAGUAACCCCUCACUCGCUUUGCUUGCCAAGAACAGCCCCACUGUUCAUCAUCCAUCCUACCAUCCUUCCUGCAUCUAGUUGCGACUGCAGAGAAGGCGAACAGAAGCAGCAGCGUCAGCAGCACCAGCGAGAAGCAUCCUUCCGGACAGGGAGUUGAGGAUGGAUCUUUCUGUGCCCCGAGGCGAGUUCCCGAUCCCAAUGCACGCCGCCGCCUCGCCCUACGGGGGCAUCGGCGGCGGGGGCGUCGCCGUCGCCGACCAUGCCAUGGACCUCCACCAUGACCACGCCAACCACAACGGCCAGUCCCAGUCCCAGGCGCAGGAUAUGCCGUCGCCUCCCGUUGCUGUGUCUGAGGACAGCUCCGGGAAGAAGCGCGCGGCGGCCAUUGCCGUCGGAGCGGGAGGGCCGCCGGUCAAGUACCGGGAGUGCCUCAAGAACCACGCGGCGGCCAUCGGCGGCAACGCCACCGACGGGUGCGGCGAGUUCAUGCCCAGCGGCGAGGAGGGCUCGCUGGAGGCGCUCAAGUGCUCCGCCUGCGGUUGCCACCGCAAUUUCCAUCGCAAGGAGCUCGACGACUUCGACGGCGACAGCUGCGCCUCGCACGGCUACGGCUACGGGCACCAUGCCGUCCGCCGCCUGCUCGGCCCCUCCGUGCCGCACCACCACAAGAGCAGCGGGGGCCUCCUCGUCACCGCAGACCACUACGGCGCCUACGCCGCGGCACGCGCUCUCCCUCCGCCGCCGCCCCCACCGCUGGGACACCACCACCAGAUCAUCAUGCCGCUGAACAUGAUCCAGACGUCCGAGUCGGACGAGAUGGACGGCAGCGGCGGCGGCGGCAUCAUGGGCGACGGCAGAGGUGGGCUAGCCUCGGGCGGCGGCGGCUCCUCCUCGUCUAAGAAGCGCUUCCGCACCAAGUUCACCGCCGAGCAGAAGGGGCGCAUGCUGGAGUUCGCUGAGAACGUGGGGUGGCGUCUCCAGAAGCUCGACGACGCCAUGGUGCAGCACUUUUGCCAGGAGAUCGGCGUCAAGCGCCGCGUCCUCAAGGUCUGGAUGCACAACAACAAGCACAACCUCGCCACGAGGCAGCCCCCUACCUCGCCUACGCCGCCGCAGUCACAGUCAAUGCCGCUGGCGAUGUCAAUGCCGAUGCCGCUGGGCAUGUCAAUGCCGAUGCAAGUGCCGCCGUCGCAGCCCGGGCCUUCCGGCCACCGCGGCCCGAGCUCCCCGCAUGCGCAUGGGGAGCUCAAGCUCGACUGACGGCACAAAGAAGAUGAAAUUAACCCUGGCGUCUGCCAACGGCGCCAUGGUUGCUGAUUCUGCUAGCGUUAGUAAGCCGCAUUGCCAUUAAUUUCACUGUUCCUUCGGAGCGAUCGAUCGAAGCAGAGAGAAGAGAAGAGAACCAAAAAACAAACUCGAGUCUAUCAUCAUCUCCAAUUUUUUUUCCUUUUGCUGUUUAUCUUAUCAUAAGGUUGGGGAGCAAGCAUGAGAGGGGGGACAUAGGCGAACCGAACUGAGCUCCACUCAAUUUCAAUUUAUUUUUCCUGGACCUAGUUUUUUUUUCGAAAUUGCUUUACACACGACACUACACGCACGAUCUGCGAACGAUGCAUCCCUCCCCAACAGUGAUUCCUGCCUGCACGCUUGCUUUUGAUGCUGCCAAGUAGGAUCGUGCAGGCGUCGGCUGUAAAACUGUCGUCCGUGUAGCAGCGCUGUUUUUUUUUUCCUUCUUCUUCCCCUUCUUCGUCUCCUUGGUUGGUGUCUCUGACUUGAAGUCUAGCAGUACCUGUUGAGCUGAGCAUUUGAGUUGUCAUGGAUCAGAUCAGACAGCAGAGGUUGUAUGAAAGUAAUUCUGACUUGUUUACAAUUUCUCCAUUUA